AUGGAGGACGCCGCCUCGGACACCGGGCCCGCGGCCCAACAGCAUCGAUACGACGAUCGCCUCAACACCGCUGCAAUCGAUACGGCACCUGCGAUAUGCCGCAUAUGUCGUGGAGAAGGCACGCCGGUAGAGCCGCUCUUCUACCCAUGCAAAUGCAGCGGCAGCAUCAAGUACGUCCACCAGGAUUGCUUGAUGGAGUGGCUCUCGCACUCGCAGAAGAAGUACUGCGAGCUGUGCAAAACGCCCUUUCGAUUCACCAAGCUGUACGCUCCAGACAUGCCGCAGUCGCUGCCCAUACACAUCUUUGUCGAGCACAUGGCCAAAUAUAUGUUCCGCAACCUGCUGGUAUGGCUGCGGGCAGCCGUGGCCAUUAGUGUAUGGGUGUUUUGGCUUCCCUACUUCAUGAGGGCCGUUUGGUCCUUCAUGUUCUGGAUUAGUGAUGAAGGUUUGGGUGGUUCUAUAAUAUCGCGGAUCAACGAAACCAACAGCACCAUGUCGGCGAUUCCCUCCUCCAUUUUGGCCAUUGGAACAUGUCCUGCUAGUCCCCUACUUGCAGCCACCACCACCUCUGCGGCUGAGGUCGAAGCCGUGGUAGGUCAGCUAGAGGGCAAAGACGUUUCAGAUUACUUUGUACGAUUCUUACUCAACUCAUUCACCUCUCCAUUAUUAGCCUCUGACGGCGAGCUGGGAUACGCAGCAAAUUCAUCUGCAGCGUUAAACAACGCCAGUCAAUUCGCCGCUGCAACGACUCUCCUCAGCAACGUUGGCGUUCUUGGUAACCUUACUCGGAACGCAAGCCUGAAUCGCGCCAUUGUAUCCGUACUGGAAGGGCAAAUUAUCACGGUUCUAGUAAUCAUCUCUUUCAUUCUCAUCAUCUUGGUCAGAGACUAUGUUGUCCAGCAACAGCCAGAAAUCAACAUGCGGGCUGCCUUUGCCGCCCCUGAAAAUGACAUUCAGGAUGUCCCUGAACCUGGCGAGAUUAUUCAGCAAGACAACUUGCCGCCGGCAAAUUUGCAUCCAACAGACUCAGACGAUGAAACUUUGGAAGACAGCGAUCAAGUUGGUGAUCAAGACUGGCAACGGAUGCCAGCAGGACGACUCGCGCCAGCUGGCGAGCAAGCAUUGACUCCAGACUCUUCAAACCACUCGAUGCCCGACCACGACUCUUUCCCGACUUCCAGCACGAAUACCUCCUUACAAAACGAUCAGCUGAACUCUCAUGCACGCGAAGGUGCUGAUGAAGGCGAUGCCGCAGAGGAGCCCACCACUCUCGAUGAAUAUCUGCGAAUUUAUCGCCGCGCUAAUGGCGACUUGCAAGACACACUGCGAAUCAUUGAAGAAGAAGGGCUACAAGAAAAACUUAAAUACUGGGUUGAGUUUACUCGACGAUCUACUUCUACUAUAGAAAAUACGAGUCGUAUCGUUACGAAUGAGCCUGCCAUGGAAGAGGUAGACCAAGAACAUCCCGAGCACGAGAUCGAUUCAGACCAUGACACGCUUCAGUCUCCAUCCAACUGGAAAGGAAAGGAGCCAUGGUCUCCGACGCAGGCAGAUCUCGACAUCUCAGGGCCUUCAGAUGCACCUGAAGAUGACUUCUUUGGCGCUACUUCACGACCACGCUCAAUGUCAGAUGGCCUUCAAGGGCAGUUUUCGGCUAACCCACUGGCGAAUAACUCUUGGUCUUUCGAUGCGCUUCCCGUAGAUGACAAGCCCGAUGAACCAUCCCAGGCCCUCCCUGCUAUUCAAGAACAAUUUACACAAGAUUUGUCUGAUGGCGAGCCCUCGGAAGAGUUCUCGGGACAGCCUAGAGAUUUCGAUGACGAGGACGACAGCCAUUUGAGCAGAGAAGCCUAUAGGCGCCUUCCAGAUAGAGAUACAUAUCAACGCUACCCUCCACGAGAGAUUGAGCAACCCCUCCCGAAUCUGAAUGAGAGAGAACAGCGCUUGGACGCCGAAAUCGAAGCACAGCCGCCUCAUGCCAACGGCGCUGCUGAGGAAGCAGCCGUCAAUGGCGCUGAUGCUCCAGCGGCUGGCUUCGCUGAGAAGAUUGCUGAUUUCAUGUGGGGCAACAUGGACGACCUGGAUCCUCCAGUCGUUCCUCGCGCUCUUAUAGUUGCCGCUCAUCGAGCAGCUUUGGAUGACAUUGCUGCCGAGGAAGCGGUUGAGAGAGCUGCUGGGCAAGGGGCCGCCGCCGGCAACAAUGACCGAGAUGAUCCAUGGGUCGACGUUCCAGCGGAGCCUAAUGGUGACGAUGGCGAAGGCAUCGCUGCCGAUGACAAUGCGGCACCCUUGGACCCUGAAGCAAUCGAGGACAUGGAAGAUUUUGAAGGAGUUAUGGAGUUGAUCGGUAUGCGUGGACCUAUUGCAGGCCUUUUCCAGAAUGCCAUCUUCUGUGCCGUCCUCGUGUCUGUCACCAUCUUUGCUUGCAUCUUCAUCCCCUACAACAUUGGCCGUGUCUCUGUCUGGCUUCUUGCAAGCCCCAUGCGGGUUGUGCGCCUGCUAUUCGAGCUCUCGAAACUGCUGCAGGACGCUACAUUCCUGGUUGGUGGGUUGGGCUCCUGGUGCGCGUUGAAUUUUGUCGACAUCUUCGCGGCCGUCAUGGGCGGCUCGGUCAAGGCCCAUAUCGUCUCAGCCAGGAAAAUGUCCUGGGGGCUGUGGACUGGCGCUGCCAGCAGAAUCUGCACAUUCCUCUUCAAAGACUUCUUCCCCAUGUCAGCAACAGAAAUUCAUAACUUCUCCGCAGUCAGCCACGAUGCGCUCAACAUUGUCAAGGGCAAUGUCGUGUCCGUGUUUUCCAACAUUAGCAGUAGCCUAACUACAGCGAAUACGGUUGGCUUUGACAAAGUUAUGGCUACUACAAUGACACUGCUCAGCUCUACCUCUGAGACGGCCAUCAGAGUCGCGUCUCUCCUUACAAAGCCCAGUUCAUGGGUUAUUGACCUGAGCCUGGCUGAAGAAUGGCCCUCGCUAGAUCCGCAAUUGACGUAUUGGUCUAGUCUGGACAGAUUUUGGGCCAUCUUAGCUGGCUACACCACCAUGUUCUUAGUCGGUGCUCUGUAUCUGAAGAAGGGUAGCCCAUUUUCGAGAAACGCAAUAGUGCAUGCGUGGGAAACUGGAGUUAUCGAAUCUCUCCAGCAGGCCAGCGGAAUCAUGAAAGUGAUCCUCAUCAUUAGUAUCGAGAUGCUCGUCUUUCCUCUUUACUGCGGUCUACUUCUGGAUGCGGCCCUGCUGCCACUCUUUGAAGAUACUACAUUUACGAGCAGAAUCAUCUUUACUUGCAAGUAUCCCAUGACAUCGGUUUUUGUACACUGGUUCGUGGGCACUGGCUACAUGUUCCAUUUUGCUCUCUUCGUUUCCAUGUGUCGAAAGAUAAUGCGGCCAGGCGUUUUGUACUUCAUUAGAGAUCCUGAUGAUCCCGAGUUCCACCCGGUGCGCGACGUACUUGAGCGAAAUCUUACAACGCAACUUAGAAAGAUCCUAUUCUCUGCUUUCGUAUACGGAGCUCUGGUAAUCGUGUGUCUCGGUGGCAUCGUGUGGGGUCUGUCAUUCGCAAUGCCGAGCGCACUUCCCAUCCACUACUCCUCAAACGAGCCGGUAUUGGAAUUCCCAGUCGACUUGCUCUUCUACAACUUCCUCAUGCCACUUGCUGUCAAGUUCUUCAAGCCCAGCGAUGCGCUGCAUACCAUGUACACGUGGUGGUUCCGCAGAUGUGCACGGGCUCUGAGGCUGUCGUACUUUCUCUUUGGCGAGAGGAGGGUCGACGAAGAAGGUGUUCUGCAUCUCCCAGCUGAAACCCCAGCAGGCAGGAUCCCCCAUAUGGGAUACCUCCUCGAGCUCGCAGAAGAUGGGAAUGCGAUUGUUCCAAAGACGUGGCGCGAUACCUUUGAGGGCGGUGACUUGAAGCCAACUACGCACAUGAGUUCUAGCGAACGGAAAGCUUAUCGCCAUAAGAAAGCCCGCCUUGUCGAAUCUCAUCAGCUCGUCAAGGAUGGCAAGUUUAUCCGAGCCCCCGCGUCUGACCGCAUCAAGAUCCCGAAGGGUCAGCAAGUAUUCCUAACUGUGAGCGAACGUAACCGCCGCAAAGAUGGCCGUGCGGACGACGACAUAUAUUCAUCAGACCAGUACCUGCAGGUCUAUAUACCUCCAAAUUUCCGCACAAGAAUUUUCACAUUUAUUCUUCUAAUCUGGUUAUUUGCCUCAGUCACCGGCGUUGGGUUCACCAUCAUACCCUUGGUGCUUGGCAGAAAAAUAUUCAAAGAGCUGAUACCAGACUACAUCAGAACGAAUGACAUCUACGCUUUCAGCAUCGGCGUCUUCUUGCUCGGCUCUGUUGCGUACGCCAUAGCCCGCCAGCAUACCAUACGGAAGAAGAUUGGAAAGUGGGUUCGCGAAGCAGAACGCGAUAUGCUCGAGGGCGAGAUUGCUGGGCGAAUAGCACGCAUUGCUAUCCACACGGCUAAGCUCUUUUACGCAUACACUGUUCUGCUCGUGGUGUUCCCCCUGCUUACCUCUGCGCUGAUGGAGCUAUACGUGGCCAUCCCUCUGCAUACCUACAUGCAUCCUCCAACGGCAGUUUCGACUUUGAAAGAUGAGGGAGCCAACCGCCACACGGUUCGUGUUAUCCAGUCUUGGGUUUUGGGCCUGCUCUACCUGAAGUUGGGGAGCCGGAUGAUCACAUCGCUAUUCCCAGAUAGCCGGGCCUCAGCGGCAGUCCGAAACAUUAUACGCCGUAGAUGGUGGCUACGGCCCAACGUGCGCCUCCUCACACGAGGGUUUGUCAUCCCAGGCCUCCUCAUAUCUUGUGUGGCCAUCUACGGGCCGCCAACGGUGGCUAGAUUUAUCAUCAAGCACACUAGCCUUGCUGGAGGCUCAGGUUCAGAAGACGCCGCCGCUGCUGUGACAGCGACGGUGAUUUACAGGCAAUCAUAUCCUAUUGCGGCGUGUGCCGCCAUACUCGCCAAGCAUGCCGUUGGAUUUAUUAAAGUGAUGAACCGGUGGACCGCGAGCGUCCGGGAUGAGGCGUAUCUGAUUGGAGAGCGACUGCAUAACUUUGGGUCAAGGACGUCGAGCACUAAAAAGACAAAGGUCAGGGCUCGACGGGCAAAUGCUUAG
Molecule: messenger RNA, 5112 nt
Organism: Trichoderma asperellum CBS 433.97
Lineage: Eukaryota; Fungi; Ascomycota; Sordariomycetes; Hypocreales; Hypocreaceae
Cellular component (GO): endoplasmic reticulum membrane
Molecular function (GO): zinc ion binding
Source: RefSeq, a predicted model, not a curated record